CACGUUUUCACAGUAUUUGUCUCCUUUUGGUAUAUUGAUCAGUUACCUUAUCUCUGUAAGCCGGAAAUUUUAAAUGAUUUCAAACUGUUCAUGCUGAUUUGUUUAAGUAAACUGUAGUGAAUCUUCCGAUAUGGGCAGAAGAUAUAUUACAAUAGGCCUAUGCAGUUUAUCGUGAAACCGUUGCUGCCUGUUCUGUAAUCCAGUGAGAUAAGAAUCUAAUGGUUUACGUUUUCUAAAGUAUAGCAACAUGGAUGAGCGUGUGGAAAGAAUAAAGAACAAGAUCACUGCCUACCCUGAUUUUCCUAAACCAGGCAUUCUCUUCAGAGACAUCUUUUCAGUCCUCCAGACUCCUCCUGUAUUCCAUGAUUUGAUGACAGUUCUUGAAGAAAAGGUCAAGUCAGUCUGCCCUGACGUAGAUAUUAUCAUGGGCCUGGAUUCAAGAGGGUUCUUGUUUGGUGCUCCGCUAGCUCUGUCCCUGAACAAGCCUUUCGUACCGGUGAGGAAGAGGGGGAAGUUGCCUGGAGAAUUGAAGCAGAUAUCUUACACCCUGGAGUAUGGAACGGAUGUCUUUGAGGCUCAGGCAUCUAGCAUAAAGGCAGGUCAGAAGGUGGUAAUUAUUGAUGACCUUCUCGCAACAGGAGGUUCAAUGAAAGCUGCCGCUGAAUUAGUGAAGGAAAUGGGGGGAGUUGUUGCACUGUGCCUUGUAUGUAUUGAACUUACAGAUUUGAAGGGGAGAGACAGACUGAAAGAUCCAUGUGAGGCUAUUGUGAAGUACUAAGGUUUUUCCAGAAAUCCAUAUUAGAAAGUGCUGGGCUUGACUAAGAAGUUUUAAAGUUUUUAAAGUGCCAGCAAAGAACUGCUAAAGCUUUGAUAUUGAUUAUUAUUUUGAGAAAAUGUUGUACUAGGAAACUCGCAUAUAUUGUAAAAGAAAGCCUCUUUACAUAUAUAUUUUUAUUAUGUAUAUCUAUUAAUUCCUUGUAGAAAUGGCCAUUUUCUUCCUGAUUACAAAGUUACAUAUAUAUGCACCCCAUCCUGAUUACUUGAGUGUUUCCUUAGUUAUUAACAGUCACCUUGUUAUAGAACCUUUACAAAUGUCGUGAGAGGUGCAGCAGAGCAACAGAUCUGUAACAAAAGCUACUCUUUCUUUUGAAGUCUCAGGUGUCUGUUUUUAAAGACAAAGAUUUUUUAAAAACUUUUGAACAAAACAUGUACAACAACUGUUUAUACAUUACUUGUGAUAAAAAGUAGCAUAGGUUGUAUAUGAGUUCACAUGGAUUUGUUUGGAUUUGUAACUUCAACUUUCACUUGACUGCUUGAUGGAACAGUAAACAGAAAUGGAUUUAGUAUAAUGCAAAGCUUGAUAUGAUGUUAAUGCAAACCUUUAUAUAGUUCAGCUCCUUCAUGCCAGUACCAUCCAAUAUUAUUAUUAUUAUUGUUAUUGAUAUUAUUAUUAUUAUUAUUAUUAUUAUUAUUAUUAUUAUUAUUAUUAUUAUUAUUAUUAUUAUUAUUAUUAUUAUUAUU
Molecule: messenger RNA, 1521 nt
Organism: Penaeus chinensis
Lineage: Eukaryota; Metazoa; Arthropoda; Malacostraca; Decapoda; Penaeidae
Gene: Aprt
Product: adenine phosphoribosyltransferase-like
Exons: 5
Coding region: 248-778 (176 amino acids)
Biological process (GO): AMP salvage; adenine salvage
Cellular component (GO): cytoplasm
Molecular function (GO): AMP binding; adenine binding; adenine phosphoribosyltransferase activity
Source: RefSeq, a predicted model, not a curated record